AUGUCUCUUUUCAGUCAGCAGACUUACUUAUUUCAACAUCCAAGAUGUCAUUCUACUGAGAAACCCUAUAAAUGUAAGGAAUGUGGAAAGGCCUUUAGACGAGCUUCACACCUUACUCAGCAUCAGAGUAUUCAUACUGGGGAAAAACCUUACAAAUGUGAACAGUGUGGUAAAGCCUUUAGUCGUGAUUCCCAGCUCAGUCUUCAUCAGAGACUUCAUACUGGUGAGAAACCCUAUGCAUGCAAGGAAUGUGGAAAGGCCUUUACACAGAGUUCACAACUUAUUUUACAUCAUAGAAUUCAUACUGGUGAAAAACCAUAUAAAUGUGAAGAAUGUGGGAAAGCCUUUAUUCGUAGCUCCCAACUCAAUCGACAUCAAAAGGUCCAUACUGGUGAGAAACCUUAUGAAUGUAAAGAGUGUGGGAAAGCCUUUACUCAGAAUUCACAACUUACUCUUCACCAGAGACUUCAUACAGGUGAAAAGCUCUUUGAAUGUAAAGAAUGUAGAAAGGUCUUUAUUCAGCUCUCUCAACUUACUCUACAUAAGAGAAUCCAUACCGGUGAGAAACCCUAUGAAUGCAAAGAAUGUGGGAAAGCCUUUAUUUGUGGUUCACAACUUUCUCAACAUCAGAAAAUUCAUAAUGGGGUAAAACCAUAUGAAUGUAAUGAGUGUGGAAAGGCCUUCAUUCGGGGCUCAUUACUUAUGCAACAUCAGAGGAUUCAUACCGGUGAAAAACCCUAUAAAUGUGAAGAAUGUGGGAAAGCUUUUAUCCGUGGUUCACAGCUUACUCAGCACCUGAGAAUCCAUACCAAUGAGAAGCCUUAUGAAUGUAAGGAAUGUGAGAAAACCUUUAGCCAUGGCUCCCAACUUACUCAACAUCAGAGAAUUCACACUGGUGAGAAACCUUAUCAGUGUAAGGAAUGUGGAAAGGCCUUUAAUCGUGGCUCACUUCUUACUCGUCAUCAGAGAAUUCACACUGGUGAAAAACCCUAUGAAUGUAAGGAAUGUGGAAAGACCUUUAGUCGUGGCUCAGAACUUACUCAGCAUGAGAGAAUCCAUACUGGUGAAAAACCAUAUGAAUGUAAGGAAUGUGGAAAAUCUUUCAUUCGUGGCUCACAGCUUACUCAACAUCAGAGAAUUCAUACUGGUGAGAAGCCUUAUGAAUGUAAAGAAUGUAGAAUGGCCUUUACUCAGAGUUCACACCUUUCUCAACACCAGAGACUUCAUACUGGGGAAAAACCUUAUCAGUGUAAGGAUUGUGGGAAAGCCUUUGUUCGUGGCUCACAACUUACUCAACAUCAACGAAUUCACAGUGGAGAAAAACCCUAUGAGUGCAAAGAGUGUGGAAAGGCUUUUAGUCACAGCUCCCAACUAACUCUACAUCAGAGAAUUCAUACUGGUGAGAAGCCCUAUGAGUGCAAAGAAUGUGGAAAGGCCUUUACUCAGAGCGCCCAUCUUUCUCGACAUCAGAGAAUUCAUACUAGUGAAAAACUAUAUCAAUGCAAGCAAUGUGGGAAAGCCUUUACUCGUGGCUCACAACUAACUCAACAUCAGAGGCAUCACAUCAGUGAGAAAUCUUUUUAA
Messenger RNA from Elephantulus edwardii (Cape elephant shrew), 1584 nucleotides. RefSeq names its product zinc finger protein 420-like. Lineage: Eukaryota; Metazoa; Chordata; Mammalia; Macroscelidea; Macroscelididae. Bases 1 to 1584 code for a protein of 527 amino acids. The transcript is spliced from 2 exons. The record is from RefSeq and is a predicted model, not a curated record.